CUUCCUUGCUCUCAGGCAGGCCUGACCUGGUGUGUCCCUGGCUCCUCACUUCUGCCUGCCAGUGUAUGUGUAAGAUGAACGGGUGGGUAGAUGGACUCGUGAAAGUAGGAGAGAAAGAUGAUGAGGAAGGGAGAAGGGAAGAAAGAGAGAGGAAAGGGACACGGGUAUGCAGAUGAAGAGGCCCUUGGCAGUGCCGAUAAACAGGGGUGUGGGUGUUGUAUAAGAUUUCUAGACUCAUUUGGCAGCUGGACACGGCAUGGCUCACUAGAUGGACACAGGCAUCCAACAAGAGAAGGCGGCUCCCAGGGCCACCACGCUAGGGUUUGCCCCGAGACAGGGUGACAGCAAGCCAGACCUGUAGGGGCACCUCCUGGGCGGCAGGUAGGUGGGGCUAGCUGAGUCUCACACUCCCUGGGGAAUUGUCUGAGUGCUCUCAAGAUACAGGACUCUGCACAGCUGCUGAGUAUCUGGCCCCAAGGGGAAGGGGUGCUGCCCAGCAGAGUGAGAACCCAGGAAGAGAAGCGGUUGGAAUGUAAACUGAGCCAGCCACUCCAGACCCUCCAGCAUCCAGCCAGGACUACAGAAUGGGGACAAGACAGUGGGCCUUUGGGGGUUUUGUUCUUGGUUUUGAGUCUGGGUCUCACUAUGUACAGCCAGCCAGACCUCUAACUCCAAACCCUACAGCCUCAGCCCUGUGGGUCACCAGCUCAGCUUUUCUCUGCCUGUUCUACGAAGCUUGUGGAUGAGGCCAGGCGGGUGAUGGCACAUGCCUUAAAUCCUAGCACUUAGGAGGCAGAGGUGAGUCCAAGUCCAGCCUGGUCUACAAAGUUCUAGGACAGCCAAGGCUACACAAAGAAACCCUGUCUCAAAAACAAAAGACAAAGAACAACAAAACAAAGCUCGAGGAUGGACCCCUUCCCUUGUGAUCCUUCAGGGAUGUGGUGGGGGUUGUGGUCUUCCCUGAAGGAGUGGGUAGACACACAGCUUCUGCAUCCAGCUUUAGCCAACCCGCAGACUCGCCCACCUAGGUGGACCAGAAGCCCUGGGUCACGGGAGCUCCCUGCGGUCAGACAGGCUAGAGGUGCAGAUGAGGCAAUCCAAAGCCAAGCCAGGGCGAGAUCCCAGGCUGAUCCACAGCCUUUCUUGGAUUCAGCUCCGGCCCCCAUCCCUAUGGUGACAUUUGACACCCUCAAUAUGAGAGCUUGAUUGAGAGAUAUUCAGGGGCAGGGAGACAGCAGCUGGGGCUCUGUGUGGAUUCCUGGAGCCUUGGGCUCACUCUUGACUAGUCUGUGACCUCCCCUGCACCCUCCGCUCCUCUGAUCCGGAGAGUAAAGCACUGUAGGUCUUUAGCAGAUUUUCGAAGGAAAUGAAUAUGACCAGAGAGCUUGGAAGUGGAGGAAGAAACAGCUUCUAAAUUCCCCAAAGGAAUUCAGCGUCUGGCAGGGGCCCACACAGCUCACCCAGGACUUGGCCAACAGUGUGUCCCUUCUCUGGGAUGUACGCUAGUUUCUGCCACAGCACCCUUGGGAGGUGUGCAUAGAAAAACCAAAACACUUUCAGAACUCCCCCGGCCAACUGGGUGCCUUCGGCUUACACCCUCUAUGUAAAUGCCCACUGUUUGCACCUAAAACUCAGGAGCAAAACAACCACCUCGGGAGCCUCAGUCAUGGCAAGCAGUGUUAUGUUAAACACGGGCAUUCACGUGGUCCUCCAGGAGCCAUUCUAGCAGCAGGGAAAACAUUUGCCACGCCGGGCUCCCCGGGGGGCAGUCUGCACAAACGGAAGGCUACCUGUGGCCAUCCCAAUUUAGCCUCCGCAGCUAGGAGUCCAAAACCCUCACAGCGGAGAACUGCUGCUGAUCCCGGGGGCUGGGAGCUUGAGCUGGGCCAGAGGUGGAGGGAGGAGUGCCCAGGAGAGUGAUGACAUCACCGGCCAGCCCUUGAAAGAUGAGCUGCUCCCCGUGCCACUCCAGCUCAGCUCCUCAGGAGACUGGGGAGGACUGUUGGGGACCGCUCGACAGGCAGUCGCUGGACCUGGACCGAGGGACUCACUUAGAACGCAGACACGGCUUGCUUCAGAAAAGGAAGAGCCUCAGCCCUCUCUGUCCUGAGACCAAAUGCACUCUUCUUGGAAGCUACCCAUGCUCCUAACUGUGCAUGAAGACCCCAUGCCCACCACAGCCUCUUUUGGCAUGGAAAUGUUCAACCUCACCACACACGUCCUGGGGUCUGCUCUUAACAGGACCCUUUCAGAGGAUAACAACUGCCCAGACACCGAGUGGUGGAGCUGGCUCAAUGCCAUCCAGGCUCCCUUCCUCUGGGUCCUCUUCCUGCUGGCUGCACUGGAGAACAUCUUUGUCCUCAGUGUGUUCUGCCUACAUAAGAACAGCUGCACCGUGGCAGAGAUCUACCUUGGCAAUCUGGCCGCUGCGGACCUCAUCCUGGCCUGCGGACUGCCCUUCUGGGCCAUCACCAUCGCCAAUAACUUCGACUGGCUGUUUGGAGAGGUGCUGUGCCGUGUGGUGAACACCAUGAUCUACAUGAACCUCUAUAGCAGCAUCUGCUUCCUGAUGCUUGUGAGUAUCGACCGCUACCUGGCACUGGUGAAGACCAUGUCCAUGGGCCGGAUGCGCGGUGUGCGCUGGGCCAAAAUCUACAGCCUGGUGAUCUGGGGCUGUACAAUGCUUCUGAGUUCACCCAUGCUGGUGUUCAGGACCAUGAGGGACUACAGGGAAGAGGGCUACAACGUCACAGCCUGUGUCAUCGUCUACCCAUCCCGCACCUGGGAGGUGUUCACCAAUGUGCUGCUGAACCUGGUGGGUUUCCUCCUGCCCCUGAGCGUCAUCACAUUCUGCACGGUGAAAAUCAUGCAGGUGCUGAGGAACAACGAGAUGAAGAAGUUCAAGGAGAUCCAGACAGAAAGGAAGGCCACUGUGCUGGUGCUGGCUGUCCUGGGGCUCUUCGUGCUCUGUUGGGUGCCUUUCCAGAUCAGUACCUUCCUGGACACGCUACUGCGUCUCGGCGUGCUGUCCGGAUGCUGGGACGUGCAUGUUGUCGAUGUCAUCACACAGAUCAGCUCCUACGUGGGUUACAGCAACAGCUGCCUCAACCCUCUGGUGUAUGUGAUUGUGGGCAAGCGCUUCCGGAAGAAGUCCCGAGAGGUGUACCAAGCAAUGUGCCGGAGGGGAGGCUGCAUGGGAGAACCCAUCCAGAUGGAGAACUCCCUGGGGACUCUGAGGACCUCUAUCUCGGUGGAACGCCAGAUCCACAAGCUGCAGGAUUGGGCAGGGAACAGACAGUGAACAGAGGCCGCCAGGCAGGACUCCUGUCAAGAUGUGUGAAGACUGGUGGGGCCCGGGCUACUCAGCCUGGGUUCAGGAAGGAGCUCGAAGCAUCCUAGCCAGCCCCAAGGAAACAGGCUGAUGAUUCUAACCUGUCUCAUGGCAUGAGCAUGCUGUGAGGGGUGGGUACCCUGGAGUACAAUGGGAUUAUUCUUAUUGUCUGGCACUCUGGGGCCCCAUGAAUGGAGGGGUCCUGGGUUAGGGAUGGGAGUGACAGCACCUCUUUCCCACAGUGGGUUAGGGAAGGACAGAUCUCCAGGAAAACUGUUGCCAGCUUUAGUCCUGUGGCUACAUGUGCAGGAGGCCCAGCUGACUUGCUUCCGGGUUUCAUGGUUUGAUGAUUUCUUGGUCUUCUGAAGGUUAGCUCUGAGGAGUCCCUGGUAAGGCCCCAAAGCCUGGGAUCCCAUCACUCCUCUCACCCAUGGACAAGGUGGACAGUGAAAAAGACACCCACCCCACCCCAGCGUUUAUGGAGCGCCUGCUGAAUGCACAGCGUUGGACACUGUGGGCAAGAGAGGAAAGAGAUCCACAGUGAAAUCUGUCUUAAAGGAUGCCCAGGACCUGCAGUCCCUGGAAGGUGUGUGAACACGAGGAACUGUAGGGGUAACGGACAGCACAGCAGCCUGGUCCUGCCCUCCACUUCCUCUGCUGUAAUGUGAGAGUAUCUUGUGCUUUGGAAAGUGAUAGGUGUCAUGUGACUGCAUGGCAUCAGGGCACACAUCACAUGGAGACACUUGGCACGGAGAAAGUCACUGAGGCUCAGGAACUACCCUGUGGGGAACAGUGUUGAAAAACACAGGACGUGCCUGCAGGUGUCUGAGGCCCUCACUGGCUUCUGCCUUUCCCUCCCGGUACCCCACCCCCAUGCACACACAAUAGGCAUUUGGCACGUGGGGAGGGCGGGAGAGGGCAACUGUUCAUGUUGCACUGAGACAAAGAAAAAGAAUUCUCAUGGGACCUGCCCAGGGAAGCCACAGCUCACAGCCUGGCUGCAAAUCGGUAGCUGUCCAGGGGAGUCCAGGCUGCUUGCAGGGUCCCUUCCUGUCUCAGGACCAAGGGGUGCCAAUCACUGGCUUAUUUGAGAGCGGCUCACAAAAGGGCAGCUGACCCACCCUAGGUCACUUAUCCCAGGGCAUAGAUUCCAGGCCCAACUCCCUAAAUGGCCACAGAUUGCCUCAUGAGUGUUGGCAGGGGUGGCCUGAGCUGCCUAGGAACUCUGACCUGAGAACCCCCCCCGGGGGGGGGGGGCUGGGCGGGGACAACACACCUGCACACUGAACAGGUCUUCCACCAGAGAUGCUAGGAUGCCCCAGAUGGCUUCAGGGCCAGUGGGUUCCCCAGUAGAGCCUAUUCCAAGGGCCUUGGCUGGGCUCUGUUGUCAGAGGUGACAGUUGUCCCAGCAACCCUGCCAGAGACUCGGGUGACAGACGCCACACUCCCAGCUCUAGAAUCUUCCACGGGUGUUUCUUUUUCCAUGUAUCCGUAUCAGCUACUUUUCUUGUAGCUGUGACAAAUUACCCGAUGGAAGCAGCUUGAGGGAGAGAAAAGGUUUAUUUUAUCUCACAGUGUCAAAAAGGUUUUGGUCCACUGUAGCAGGGGCAGUGUGGUCACCAGAGCAUGUGACAGAGACAUCUUACAGGAGCACAGAUCAGUACCCAGAGACACAAUUGAGACCAGGGGCAGGGUAUGACCUUCAAAGGCGUGCCCCUAGUGACUUUCCCCAACUAGGUCUGACUUCCUAGAGGUCCCAUAGCUUCCCCAAAUAGGGCCAGCAGCCAGGGAAUGUGAGCGCAAAACAUGGACAAGGGCAGAGGAAAUUCCAGACUCGAACUGUAACAGUGUGGUUACAGACUGGUCCCUGUGACUAACGGUACUCCAAGCCCCUGGGGGGAUAUGAAGAACACACCACACAGUCUCCAACACCAAGCCACUUAGGACCUGGCCACUCAAUAGCCCAGGAGCUGUGGAGACUCAGGGAGCAAGCAGAAGUCAGUGGUGUUUCUGGCUAGGCUGGAGCCAAGGGAGCACUUAUGGAGGACCGGGGUGGGGGUCAGGAUACACCUCGAAUCUAGACCAAUCUGACUUUGAAUUUCCUAACAGAGAAGAUCCCGGGAAAUUCCUUUUCUACCCCAUCCUCCCUGGCCCUCCUCCAGUAAACCUAACACUUGUAGCUGGAAAAUGAAAACAGGUGAUGUAUGAAGCGGAUGCUAGGAUUCUGUGCUAAAGUGGAACCCAACCAUGCCCGUACUGUAAAUGAGAAGCAGCGUCCAGUCCUCAGAGGAGAUGUUGGUGGACUGUGGCCUCCAGGAACACAGCUGGCCUCUGCCUGGGCUCCUCAGGGUGGCUGAAGGUCUGCGCCUGGGUCUCUGCAGGAGGAAAGCCCCCUUGUGCUCUGUGUGGACACCCUGAAGAGAAAUGGUGUCCUGUGGAAGACCCAGAGAGCUUUGCAGAGGAAGUGGCUGGGGCGCCGAUGAGCGGGGAGCGCUCCGUGUGAACGCUCGCCUCUUCUGUACGUUGGAAUAAACAGACGAAUCUUA
This is a messenger RNA of Peromyscus californicus insignis, 5877 nucleotides long. RefSeq names its product bradykinin receptor B2 (gene Bdkrb2). NCBI's taxonomy places the organism in Eukaryota, Metazoa, Chordata, Mammalia, Rodentia, Cricetidae. The record is from RefSeq and is a predicted model, not a curated record. Gene Ontology annotation, cellular component: membrane. The transcript is spliced from 3 exons. Gene Ontology annotation, biological process: vasoconstriction; G protein-coupled receptor signaling pathway; neutrophil chemotaxis. Gene Ontology annotation, molecular function: bradykinin receptor activity. Bases 2117 to 3301 code for a protein of 394 amino acids.